AUGGCCAAAGAAGGUAAACUCACCAAAAUCAAGUCAGCCCUCAGGAGAAUGCAGUCCUUCAAGCUCGGCCACGCCGCAGUCUCCGCCGCUAGAUGCUCCGACGACGACUCGGCAGCCGCCGGCGAGGAGCUCCACGCCGUCUACGUGGGGAAAUCCCGGCGGCGGUACCUUGUGACCUCCGACGUCAUGGAGAACCCGCUGUUCCGCGAGCUGGCCCAGCGGCAGGCCGACGGCGAGGGAUCGGUCACCUUCGGCUGCGAGGUGGUGCUGUUCGAGCACCUCCUCUGGAUGCUGGAAAACGCCGAUUCCAAGACGGAAUCGCUGAACGAGCUCGCUCAGUUCUACACCUGCUGA
This is a messenger RNA of Striga hermonthica, 354 nucleotides long. The record is from the annotation of a GenBank genome assembly. NCBI's taxonomy places the organism in Eukaryota, Viridiplantae, Streptophyta, Magnoliopsida, Lamiales, Orobanchaceae.